AUGGCACAAGCAAUGCUGGUACCACCAGGAUCUGACAGCUUCUUCUAUUUCACCAAGGAAUCUCUUGCAGCUAUUGAAAAGCGUAUUGCUGAUGAAACGUCUCAUUGUGACAAAGAUGAGCAUAAAGAUGAUGGUGGUCAUGAAGCAAAUCACCCAAAACCAAGUAAUGACUUGGAGGCGGGAAAGACACUGCCGUUUAUUUACGGUGAUAUUCCUCCAGGAAUGGUGUCUGAGCCCCUGGAGGACCUGGAUCCAUAUUAUAUCAAUAAAAAAACGUUUAUAGUAUUGAAUAAAGGGAAGACAAUCUUCAGGUUCAGUGCCACACCUGCCUUGUACCUUUUAUCUCCUUUCAAUGUUAUUAGAAGAAUCGCUAUUAAAAUUUUGGUUCAUUCGUUGUUCAGCAUGCUCAUUAUGCUAACUAUUUUGACAAACUGUGUAUUUAUGACAUGGAAUAACCUUCCAGACUGGACAAAGAAUGUAGAGUACACUUUCACUGGAAUUUAUACUUUUGAAUUUCUGGUAAAAAUCCUUGCAAGAGGCUUCUGUAUAAAUGAUUUUACUUGCCUUCGUGACCCCUGGAACUGGCUUGAUUUUGUUGUAAUUUCCUUUGCGUAUAUAACAGAAUUUGUAAACCUAGGCAAUGUUUCAGCUCUUCGCACUUUCAGAGUAUUGAGAGCUUUGAAAACUAUUUCUGUAAUCCCAGGCUUGAAGACUAUCGUUGGAGCCCUAAUUCAGUCUGUGAAGAAGCUCUCGGACGUUAUGAUCCUGACUGUGUUUUGUCUGAGUGUAUUUGCACUAAUAGGGCUGCAGCUGUUCAUGGGCAACUUGAAGAAUAAAUGCUUGUUAUGGCCAUCAGAAAACUCAACAUCUUUUGAAGAAUACCUAGCUCCGUACUUUAAUGGUACGGUGUUUGAUUGGACGGCAUACAUUGAUAAUGAAAGUCAUUUUUAUCGCUUAGAAGGAGAAAAGGAUUUUCUGCUUUGUGGCAAUAGCUCAGAUGCAGGUAAAUGUCCAGAAGAGUUUAUCUGUGUGAAGGCUGGUAGAAACCCCAACUAUGGAUAUACUAGCUUUGACACAUUCAGUUGGGCUUUCUUGUCCCUGUUUCGGCUGAUGACACAGGACUUCUGGGAAAAUCUUUAUCGGCUGACGCUACGAGCUGUUGGCAAAACGUACAUGAUAUUUUUUGUUCUGGUCAUUUUUCUGGGUUCUUUCUAUUUGAUUAACUUGAUUUUGGCUGUGGUUGCCAUGGCCUAUGAAGAACAAAAUCAAGCAACUAUGGUUGAAGCAGAACAGAGGGAGGCAGACUUACAGCACAUGCUUGAACAGCUGAGGAAGCAGCAGGAAGAAGCUCAG
Messenger RNA from Eurypyga helias (sunbittern), 1353 nucleotides. RefSeq names its product sodium channel protein type 2 subunit alpha-like. The annotation marks the transcript as partial. NCBI's taxonomy places the organism in Eukaryota, Metazoa, Chordata, Aves, Eurypygiformes, Eurypygidae. The transcript is spliced from 9 exons. The record is from RefSeq and is a predicted model, not a curated record. Gene Ontology annotation, cellular component: plasma membrane; axon; voltage-gated sodium channel complex. Gene Ontology annotation, molecular function: voltage-gated sodium channel activity. Gene Ontology annotation, biological process: membrane depolarization during action potential; neuronal action potential; sodium ion transmembrane transport.